This is a messenger RNA of Haemorhous mexicanus (house finch), 1897 nucleotides long. Its product is annotated as ras-related protein Rab-11A-like. NCBI's taxonomy places the organism in Eukaryota, Metazoa, Chordata, Aves, Passeriformes, Fringillidae. The coding region runs from base 67 to 717 and encodes 216 amino acids. The transcript is spliced from 5 exons. The record is from RefSeq and is a predicted model, not a curated record. Gene Ontology annotation, biological process: constitutive secretory pathway; regulated exocytosis. Gene Ontology annotation, molecular function: GTPase activity; GTP binding. Gene Ontology annotation, cellular component: recycling endosome.
CAGGGCUGGGUAAGGCCCGGAAAUCCCAGUUGGCCCAGUGGGAGCGGGGCUGUGGUGCUGGGCGAGAUGCGAGGCAAGGACGAUGAGUACGAUUAUCUCUUCAAAGUUGUGCUCAUCGGGGACUCGGGGGUGGGCAAGAGCAACCUGCUGUCCCGCUUCACCCGCAACGAGUUCAACCUGGAGAGCAAGAGCACCAUCGGGGUGGAGUUUGCCACCAGGAGCAUCCAGGUGGACAACAAGACAGUGAAGGCUCAGAUCUGGGACACGGCCGGGCAGGAGCGCUACCGCGCCAUCACCUCUGCGUACUACCGAGGGGCAGUGGGAGCUCUGCUGGUCUAUGACAUUGCCAAGUACCUGACGUAUGAGAAUGCAGAGCGCUGGCUGAAGGAGCUGCAGGACCACGCUGACGCCAACAUUGUCAUCAUGCUGGUGGGCAACAAGAGUGACCUGAGGCACCUCCGGGCUGUGCCCACCGACGAGGCCAGGAGCUUUGCAGAGAAGAAUGGGCUGUCCUUCCUUGAGACGUCUGCCCUGGAUUCCACCAAUGUGGAGACAGCUUUCCACAACAUCCUCUCGGAGAUCUACCGCAUAGUGUCGCAGAGGCAGAUCACAGGACAGCCAGAGUCUGAGUUCGGCCCCUCCACCUCCAUUGAACCCAUCCAGGUGCUGCCCACGCAGCAGGAGGGCCGGCAGGCACCCUGCUGCCAGAACAUCUGAGCCCCUGGGCUGCCCCCAGCGUGCCCCCCCAGCACAUGGUGGUGCCGUGUCUCGCUCAGCCUGCAGCCCUGGGCAGGGCAGCGAGCUCUGCCUGCUGCUGUGUGCACCAUCGCCCUGCCCUGGUGCUGCUCUGCCUGGCUUUAGGUAGGACCAGCAAAAACAGGGGGAGGCAGAGCAGCAGGGAGUCUCCCUCUGUCCCCAAGGCUGGGGGCAUGCCGUCCCCUGUGUCCCUGCUCCCUUUAGCCCUGCAGGCACAGUCACUGGGUGGCCCUGAACAAGCCCAAAUGUGGUGAGUUCCUGUUUGGUGACACCCUGUGUGCUGCCCUGUGGGAUGGGUGUGGAGGGGACACUGGGUGCAUCCUUCUGCUGCCUGGUGAAGCCAGCAGUGAUGUGUCCUGUAGUGCCCAGCCCUGUCCCUGCAGCACCGAGAGCUGGGAGUGCCUCUGGGCACUGCUGGGGCACCCAGGGAGGGGUGUGGGGGUGACACUGUUUCUGUGUUGUGACCCCAGCCAAGGGAAAAGCUGUGACUCUUCCAUGGAAAGAGAUGGGAGCAGGGGCUGGGGGGGUCUGGCCUUUGGGAAGCCCCGAGGAGGGGACAGGGGACACCAGGGAUUUCAGGGAUGAUGUGCUGAGGGUAGGUACAUGGUCCCUCUGCACAGCUCCCUGUGGGGGAGCCAGGGUCAGCACUGGGGACCCCCUCCAGGUGCCCCUGGCAUAGCUUGGCCCUGCCCUGCUCCCGUGUCUGGCCACUGUGGCUGGUGGCUGCAUGGCCCAGCCUGGGGACAGGCCACCACUGCAUGGAGUGCCUGCUGCAGCAGCAGGCUGGCAGUGGCAUUGUCCCCUGCCUGGGGGACAGCAGCCACCCCCCAGGGUACUGGGACACACUCUGCUGAGCCCUGUGCUGCUGUCGGGGUGAUUGGCAGGUGUCAAUCAAGGGGUGCAGGUGGGAAGGCCUGCCCCAUUGACCCAGUACUGGGAGUGUGGCCCUUGUCGGUGGGGUUUUGGGGUCCCCUGUCAGGGGGGUUUUGGGGGAUCUUUCUCUCCACAGCUGCCCCCAGUCUCUGCAUCUCUCUUGGCUGUGCCAGUAGGAUCCGGGCCAUGGUUCCCCCCUGGGGCAUGAUUUGUCAAUGAAACAGAAAUUGAGGCAAAAUCCCCAAAUAAAGCUGCUGUUGAAACCUUU